Molecule: messenger RNA, 498 nt
Organism: Anthostomella pinea
Lineage: Eukaryota; Fungi; Ascomycota; Sordariomycetes; Xylariales; Xylariaceae
Source: the annotation of a GenBank genome assembly
AUGGCAGCCAUCAACAAGAAGCUCAUCAUCGCAAUCGGGGGCGACGAUGCCGGCUUCGAUUACAAGGCGAAGCUGACCGCGGACCUCGAGGCGGAUCCCCGCGUGGCCGAAGUGGUCGAUGUCGGACCCAACUCGCCGAGCGACAAGACGCCCUACCCACAAUACGCCAUAGCAGCAGCCGAGCUGGUGGCCUCUGGGAAGGCCGAUCGCGCCCUGCUCAUCUGCGGCACGGGCUUGGGGGUAGCCAUCAGCGCCAAUAAGGUCGCCGGAGUACGGGCCGUCACGGCCCACGAUAGCUUCAGCGUCGAGCGCGCGGUCCUGUCCAACGACGCCCAGAUUCUCUGCCUGGGGCAAAGAGUCAUUGGUGUUGAGUUGGCGAGACGGCUGACUAAGGAGUGGCUUGGUUACACAUUCGAUCCCACAUCGUCAUCGGCGACAAAGGUGCAGGCGAUCAAUGACUAUGACAUGCAGCGCUCGCAGGCUGUGGCUGCGGUAUGA